Molecule: messenger RNA, 4583 nt
Organism: Leptidea sinapis
Lineage: Eukaryota; Metazoa; Arthropoda; Insecta; Lepidoptera; Pieridae
Product: NPC intracellular cholesterol transporter 1 homolog 1b-like
Exons: 1
Coding region: 69-3797 (1242 amino acids)
Cellular component (GO): membrane
Source: RefSeq, a predicted model, not a curated record
UGACGUCUCUUAUAAUGAGACAAAUAUUCCAGUGAAUUUUAUUAGUUAUUAUUUAAAUAUUUGUUAUAAUGAAGCUUUUACUGAUAUCAGUGAUCUGCUUGUGGCUGCUAUGUGCUGUGAAAGCAAAGUGCUUAUUUCGGGGCACUUGUGCUGUUGUAAAUGGACAUCCAAAACCAUGCCCCGUCAAUGAAGAUCCAACGCCGAUAUUUGAAAAUUUGUCAGAAGAUGAGUAUGAAGAAAUAUUUGGGCAUGUAUAUCGUAGAUGUCCUCAUUUAUUAUUUGAUGAAAAUGGAGAAAGAAUACCUGAUAGUAAUAUUCUAACAUGUUGCGACCCAGACCAAAUUAUAUCAUUUUCUGAAACUUUAAAUAUGGCCGACGGGGUUCUAGGACGCUGCCCAGUUUGUAUAAGAAACUUCGCUCGACAGAUUUGUGAGAUGAAUUGCUCACCUGAACAAAGCCGUUUCACAAAUGUAACUAUAGACGAAACUCCGGAUGGAACAAACUACGUUAAUGAAAUCAAUUACAGGCUAACUAAUAAUUUUAUGGACUCUGCUUUUAAGUCUUGUUCUGAAGUUAAAGUGCCCCAAACUGGAUUACCCGCCGUUAAUUUGAUGUGUGGCAAUGCGGCAGUUUGUGACGCGGAUGCAUGGUUUGGAUUUACAGGGGACAUGUCUAAUAAUCCUAUUGCGCCAGUGCAGGUUAAUUUUAUUCGGUCAAACACUGAAGAGGAUUCAAUGAAUCCACCGUCUAAUUUAUGUCAUGAAACGUUUGAGAACGAUAUACCAUGCAGUUGUCUCGAUUGCUCAGAAAAUUGUCCAUUUAGUGAAGUUCCUGUCGUUCCUCCUAUAUGUACAGUGCUAUCAGUAAAUUGUUAUGGAUUUUCUGUUGGAAUAGUUUUCUUUGUCUUAAGUGUUACAUUGUUCAUAAUUAUUGCAUUAUUUGAAUACAGACGCCAAAGAAGUCCUCCACAAGUUAGUAAUCAAGAGACAACAGACAAUACCAACAAGAUUACUAAAUUGUUUCAAUGUGUUUUUGAAAAGAUUGGAAUAUUUAGUGCUAGUAAUCCUAUUUUAAUGAUUAUGUUAACUACUUGGGUUAUUUUUGCAAUGUCAUUUGGAGCAUUAAAUGUUAAUUUGACAUCAAACCCGUUGGAGUUGUGGUCAUCCCCAGAUUCGAGGUCACGUCAAGAAUUGAACUACUUUAAUUCUAGAUUUGAACCGUUUUAUCGGGCUGCUCAGAUUUUUUUGACAAUGAAAGGAUUGGAUUCUUUUAAUGUUGACAACAUUACAUAUGGUCCUGCUUUUAGAAUAGAAGCCUUUCAUGAAUUAAUAAAGCUGGAAGAUGCAAUAAUAAAUAUUAAUCAGGAGGGCGAUUCAGUUAAAUUACAAGAUGUCUGUUUUGCACCUCUUCGACUUCCUGACAGCGAGAAAAAAUUGGAUCAGUGCGUAAUAAUGUCCGCUUCUGCUUACCUUCCAAAUAGAAACGAUAUAGAUAACAGCACAUAUUUAGGUAGCAUACAAAACUGUCUGAACAAUUACUUAUCUUUAACAUGUCAACAAUCAUGGGGUGGAGGCUCCGAUCCUGAAAUAACAUUUGGAGGAUACGAAGGUGACAAUAUUUUGGGUGCUGAUACACUUCUCAUUAAUUUUCCAAUAACAAAUUAUUUAAACGAUGAUGAUCUGGUACCAGUUUUGGAAUGGGAACAAAAAUUCAUCGACUUGAUGCAUGAUUACCAACAAAAUUGGAAGGCAGAUUUUGUUGAUGUUUCAUUUGGGUCAGAAAGAUCUAUCCAAGAUGAAUUGGAAAGAGUAUCUAGAGCAGAAGUGUUUCCUAUAGCAAUAAGUUACUUGUUAAUGUUUGUAUAUGUAAUCCUUGCUCUGGGUCAUAUAAGGAAACUCAAAACAUUUUUUGUUGAUAGUAAAAUAAUGGUUGCAUUGGGUAGUAUUUUUGUUGUGCUCGCAGCUAUUGUUUGCUCAUUAGGAGCCUUAGGUUUUUUAAAUGUUACGGUCACACUUUUAGCAAUUAACGUUAUUCCAUUUUUUGUUUUGUCUAUCGGAAUUGACAACGUUUUUUUGAUGGUAAACUCCAUACGUCAAAUACAAUCUAAUCUAAAGACCGACCUUGAUUUUAAAGAGGGAUGGAGCUUUGAAAAGAAAAAGCAAUAUGUAUUUGGUAAAAUGAUGCGAAUCGAGGGACCCUCAAUGUUUAUAUCAUCUGCUACACAAGUUACGUGUUUUGCAAUUGGCAGCAUAACCAACAUUCCAGCUGUUAAAACUUUUGCCAUAUUCGCUUCAUUUGCGUUAGGGAUUCUUUUCGUAUUUCAAAUAACUACUGUUGUUGCUAUUUUGUCUCUUGACUAUAAAAGGUCUUCUCAAAACCGUUUGGACAUUUUCUGUUGUGUUAGAAAGAAAAUAUUAAGCGAUGAGGAACCUUUGCACGCUGAGGUGCCUUAUGAGAGUGUUAUUGAGAAACUAAUGACACCUUAUUCAAACGCUCUCUUGAACUGGCGUGUUAAAAUCGUUGUAAUGAUAUUAUUCUUUGGCUUUGUGUCAAUUAGUGCAAUAUUAAUACCUCAACUUGAUAUAGGCUUAGAACAAAAUCUGGCUCUACCACCAGAUUCGUAUGUUUAUAAAUACUUAAACGCUGUUAACGAUCUUAUGAAACUUGGUCCCCCUGUAUAUUUUGUUCUUAAAGGUGGAUUGAAUUUUUCCAAUGUUGAGCAUCAAAACGUAGUGUGUGGUGGACAAUUAUGUAGUAACACCUCAUUAACUAUGCAAUUGUUUUUAGCUUCGCAACAUAGUAACGUUACUUACAUAGCGAGAAUGUCUAAUUCAUGGAUAGAUGAUUUUUUCGAUUGGUCUGGAUUAACAGGUGUCUGCUGUAGGUAUAAUAUUACAGAUGGAAGUUUCUGUCCAAGUUUAUCUACUGACCCAAUGUGUCAAUCAUGUAGUGUUCCAAGAAGUGAUUUUGCAAAUGGCCUAAGACCAGCCAGAGAGGCAUUCGAAACAUAUAUACCAUUUUUUUUGCAAGAUACUCCUACAGAAACCUGUAACAAAGGAGGACUCGCUAGUUAUUUUUCUAAUGUGAACUAUAUCCUCGAUUCAGAAGGUCGGGCUAUAGUUGGUGACUCUAAUUUUAUGACAUACCAUAGCACACUAAGUACUUCAAAAGAUUAUAUAACAGCAGUAAAAUAUGGUUAUGAAAUCAGUGAAAACAUCACUACUGCUAUUCAGGCUGCUACAGGCUUAGAUGUUGAAGUAUUUCCUUAUUCAGUUUUUUAUGUAUUUUACGAACAAUAUUUAACUACGUGGAGAGAUACAUUUGUAUCGCUCAGUUUAUGUGUCGUAGGAGCAUUCGUAACUAAUUUAAUUGUAACAGGGUUUAAUUUUGUGACUACCUGUGCUAUGACGUUGACUAUUCUGAUGGUGUUGGUAGACAUGAUGGGAAUAAUGUAUAUUUCGAAUAUACAGUUGAAUGCAGUCUCCUGCAUAAAUCUCGUAGUAUCAAUUGGAAUCACUGUGGAAUUCUGCACCCAUAUAGCAUAUUCCUAUGCCAUAAGUACUCGACCUCCAAAUGACAGAGUUCAAGAUGCAAUAAGAAAAGUUGGUGCGACUAUCAUAACAGGAAUAACAUUUACAAAUAUCCCAAUAGUAGUGUUAGCGUUUUCUUACACAGAAAUCAUUGAAAUAUUCUUUUUUAGAAUGUUGUUAAGCUUGGUUAUAUUAGGUUUCUUGCAUGGAAUGAUUUUCUUCCCCGUAUUACUUAGCUAUCUUAAUAACAUAAUACACAAAGUCUAAAUUGUCGAUGUAAAUUUUACUCCCUUCAUGUUUUAUAUAUAAAGUCUUGCAUUCAAAUUUGUGUGUACAUUUUACUCAGAUUGCGCUGCUUCAAAGUCCUGAAUUCACAUUGUAUAUUGUAUUUACGUUUUCUGUAUUUUUGAGAUUCAAAUGUAAAUAAAAGGGCUUGCUUUAAUUUAUGAUCUGAAACAGUUUAGAUAAGUGUUUAAAAGUUGUAUUCAAAAUUUUUCUUUAUCGCACAAAUUCACGACGUUUGUAUGUAUUUCGAUUAAGUGUUGCAUUAUUUUUUAUUAAUCAUUUCUUCUAUUUAUUUCGGAUAAAUUUUCGUUGCGACUUUGUUUCGUUUCUGUUUAUUUAGAAGCAAUUAUAUUAAUUAAAAUAUCAUUCAGUUCCAUAUUUUUGUACUCUAGUUAAAAAUUCAUCACCAUUUUGUUUUUCUUGUAUAUUACUUACAAGUAAGUAUUGUAUAUAAAUAAGUACAUAAUAUUAAUGUUAGCAAUAAUUAUAAUAAUUAUUAGGCAGACGUUAUUGUUAAGUCUACUAAUAUAUUGUAUUUGUGCUAAUUAAACAAUAAUAUGACCAAUUAUGGUAUUUUCCUAAUUAUUUUUGAUAGCUUUUUAGAUGCUGUGUAAAAGUAGAAUCUUGGUGACUGGUAACACAGGUAUUUUAUUAUCUACUGCAGGUACCAGCGAUCCACAACCCUAACUUUUAAAUGUCCCCAGUUUUUAAUCUUACAUUGUAUGUAAUUUUGGUUGUCGGGGAGAAAUAAAGAUAUUAUUAAAUUUA